This is a messenger RNA of Pipistrellus nathusii (Nathusius's pipistrelle), 1677 nucleotides long. NCBI's taxonomy places the organism in Eukaryota, Metazoa, Chordata, Mammalia, Chiroptera, Vespertilionidae. The record is from the annotation of a GenBank genome assembly.
AUGGAAAGCCACUCGGAGCUCAGUGGGGACUCGGAGCAGGAGCACGACGAUGUGGCCAGCACGGCCUCGCGGCCGUCCGGGGGCAAGGUGCCCUCUGGCCUCCAGUCCCCAGCCGAGUCCGCGGAGCCGGCAGACGUAGAGACUUCGGAGAGAGGCUCUACCUUGGCCGAGCCCGCCGAGCCCCUGGAGCCGGCCGAGGCGGACGAGCCCGCCGAGCCCGCCGAGCCCGCCGAGCCCACCGAGCCCCCCGAGCCCGAGCCCAGGGAAGGGCCGUCGGCCACCGAAGCUGAGGGCGAGGUGGUGCCCGGAGCGCGGGAGGCGCCGGCCGAGGCCGAGGAGGUGCCCGGAGCGCGGGAGGCGCCGGCCGAGGAGCCCGCCGCGCCGGUGUCCGAGGGCGGGCCCGAGGAAGCCGAGGAGGAGAGGGCGGAGGCGCCCGCGGAGGAGGAGGGGGAGAGCCGGGAGGAGGAGAAGAAGAAGAAGAAGAAGAAAAAGAUCAGCCUGGCGGAGGUCUCGCCCAUCCCGGAGGCCGAGCGCGAGGGGUCGGAGGAGGAGGCCGAGGGCGAGGGGAGCGCGAGGAAGAGCUUGUUGGAAGGCGGCGGGAAGGCGCCGGACGAGGACGUGAGGGAUGAGGACGUGGAGUGGACCGAGGAGGUGCAGCGGCAGCAGGAGCAGCAGCUGCGCUCCGAGCUGCUGGGGCAGUACCGCACCCUGACGGUGGAGCGCAGCCACUACCAGCGCUACAACAUGUUCCUGCAGCACAAGAUCUACGAGGCGCUGCGCAAGAAGAAGGGCCUGGACGCCGCCGAGGUGAUGCCCGAGAAGGGCGCCGAGCCCGAGGCCCCCGAGAAGGAGGAAGCCUACCUGCACCACCUGGCGCUGCUGGAGGAGCUCAGGAAGCAGGAGGCCGACGACCUGGACUGGUACCACCAGGAGCUGGACCAGCUGAAGCAGCAGUGCAAGGAGAAGGUCUCCAGGGUGGAGAGGGAGUGGCGGAAGUUCCAGGCGCUCAAGAAGCAGGUGGUGCUGCAGGCCAUGGGCAGCUGCCGGCUGCGGGGCGGGCGCCAGGCCGCUCUGCUCGAGGUGGAGCAGAUCCAGGCGCUGGAGGACAAGAAGGAGAAGGAGAUGAGCGCCGUGAGGCUGGAGAACGUGCAGCUGAAGCAGAGCCUCGUGCACUUCGAGACCAGGAUGCGGGCCCAGGAGGACACGACCGAGGGCCUGCUCCUCAUCGACUUCGAGCAGCUCAAGAUUGAGAACCAGACGUUCAACGAGAAACUGGAAGAGCGGAACGAGGAGCUUCUGAAACUGCACAGCAAGGUGAACAACAACGUGCAGAUCAUCACCCACGUGAAGGAGAAGCUGCACUUCAUGGACAUUGAGAAUGCAAGCAAAAAGGCCCAGCUUCUGGAGGUGGAGGCCCAGGUGGCCCUCCGGAGGGACAUCCUGACCAAGACGAAGCAAGCCCGGGACAGCCUGCGCAUGGACAACAUCAAGCUGAACCGGAAGUGCGGGCUCCUGGGCAAGGAGUCGCUCCUCCGGGACAUGGAGGACAAGGUGGUCAGGACCGAGGAGCUCAAGGAGCACCUGGAGCACCUGAAGCGCCACCAUGAGGGGCUGACCCUGUCCUGCCGGGGCGUGAGGCAGAAGAUCCGGGAGGCCAAGGCCUUCCUCCCCUCCUGA